AUGAUGAUUUAUCGUUGUUGUCAUUUGAAAUCAGAUAUUGUGGCUGAUAAAAUAAACUUAAAUUUUUCACUCAAGUUUCGAGUGAUUUUAUUGAUUUUUGAUAUAGGUAUAACAUCAGUUAUUAAUAAGCAGUCUAGGUAUUUAAGUUACUUAGUGUACAUUUAUCUUUUUCUGUUAGAAUUGUGACGAAUACCAUAACUAUAUUGUGAUUAUUCUACUCAUUAACAUCAUCACUUUAACUCUCUAAAUAUUCCUGAUGGUAUAAAAACCUUUCAAUUUAGAUCUUUGAGUAUAGAAAGCGAGUUCCUUUAUUUUCUGCCCAUAAAAUUUAUUGGAUUGCAAAUUGGAUGAUGCUUUUGAUGAUUAUUGCCUUAAUCAUUAACUAUCAAGGCUAUUUUCUAGACAUUAUUCUAAUCUUAUUAAGAAUUAUCAUAAUAUCAAUACUACUAAUUUAUACACUUUUUAUUAGAAAGCAAGACUUAGUAGAAUUUGAAGAUAUAGGAUUUUUUAAUAGUGAAUUGCCAGAUAUUGAUGUUUCUUCACAGGAUUAUAAGUUAAGGAUUUCAACCUUAAACAGUAUACUUAUAAUUUUAAUAAGUAGAUUUUCAAACAUAAUUUUUUUCUGUAGAAAUACAAAAAAUGUGGAACAUUGUAGAUGAUGAUAUUGAAAUUAAAUUGAAUAUGUAAAUAUAAGAUUGAUUUAUGUAGUCAUUUCAUUGAUAAAGAAAAAAACAUGAAAUUAAAAAAAAGACUGUCAUAUAUAUUUGAAAUGCAUUCAAAAAUAAUUAUAGAAUGCUAAAGAUAUUUUGAACUUCAUAACAAUGAAUUACUGGAAUUAGAUUAUUUAAUGAAGAAGAUUUAAGAAAACAGUGAUUUACAAUUAAUUUAAAGUAUAUAGAAAUAUUUUAAUUUCAUAAUAAGUAAAGUUGAUUUGAUAUCAGUAACCUUUAUGGACUUUAUUGAAUUACCUCAAUAAGAAAGAGAAUUGUUGGAAGACAUCAAACAAUAGAAUACACAACUUCAUAAACAAUCUUUCAUUAAAAAAUAAUUAACUACUCUAUCCUAAAAGAAAUGGGAUUUACAAGAACAAUUUAUCCCUUACAUGAAUGUUAAAAUAAGAAAACAUCAAACUAUCAAAUAAAACAAUGAUUCUUACAUUUAGUAUGUUAUAGUGAUCAAAAUUAAACAAGAAAGCUUAGUUUCAUAGAAGAGAUUCAGGGAAUUUCAUGAAUUACAUGAAUAAUUAAAAUAACAAGGGAUAAGAUUUGUAUCUCUCUUCCCAUAAAAAAGUAUUGGAAAACUAACUGAAUUAGAUUUGGAACAACGAUAGAGGGAUUUAGAAAUUUAUUUGAAAGUAUUAUUAAAUGAUAGGAAUAAUCAUAAUUGUUUACAAUUAUUUAAAUUUAUAGGCUUAAAUGUAAAUUAAGAAGCUUAUUUAAAAAAACAAUAUCAACGCAUAUAAAGAGAUGUAUAAUUAAUUUGUUAAUCUACUAUAAAAUUUGUAUUAUUUGAAGAUGUUUAGGAUUAAUUUGGUGAUAAAUAUUUUAGAUAUUAAUUUUAAAUUUUAAAUAAUAAUAUCUUAAAUUUAAACCACAUAAUAUUUAAACGAUAUUCUUAAUUUGAAGAAUUGCAUAGCAUAUUAAAAUAAAGGUAAAUUAAAUAGUAUUUAAUAGAUUUUAAUAUUUACCAUUGUUGCCAUAAAAAUCUUUAUAACAAAAUAUCAACCCAAAUCAAAGAAGUGGAUUGUUACUUUAGUAUCUUAAUGAAUUGAUUAAGAUGCCUUAAGUUUGUGAGAAUCCUCAUUUUAGACAAUUUAUCGAUAUUCCAUUUUUUAAUUUUGAAUUUGAAGAAUCAACAAUCUAAGAGUCUACCACAUAAUUUAAUCAAAUAAUAAGACAUUUAGAUAAUGAUUCAAUAAUUUCAAAGAUAGAUGAUAUGAAAGUAAGAUUAUGGGAAUGA
Molecule: messenger RNA, 1959 nt
Organism: Paramecium sonneborni
Lineage: Eukaryota; Ciliophora; Oligohymenophorea; Peniculida; Parameciidae
Source: the annotation of a GenBank genome assembly